GAAAAGAAGCAUUGAAACGGCGGCGUCUUACGUUAUCCGCACAGUCUUCUUCAAACUACUGCUAAGUGGAGUACUUUCUCUCGCCAUCUAUGGUGUCAACCACGGAAAAUUGAACUCCUCAAAGGUUACAACAAUGGCGUCUGCAUCUUCACCUUCCUCGCUCUCUCUCCUCUCGAAUUCACUCUCCAAACUCCACAACCGCCAAUUCACGGCUCUCCCUUCCACAGCUCGACCGGGUUCGAAUCGGUUUCAAUGUCAGGCGACCGGACCAACCGGGUUCUUCACGAAAUUGGGGCGGCUGAUCAAGGAGAAGGCCAAAAGUGACGUGGAGAAAGUUUUCUCAGGAUUUUCGAAAACUCGCGACAACCUCGCCGUCAUCGAUGAGCUCCUCUUGUAUUGGAACCUCGCCGACACCGACCGCGUCCUCGACGAACUGGAGGAGGCAUUGCUGGUGUCUGAUUUUGGGCCGAGGAUUACGAUGAAGAUUGUGGAAUCUUUGCGGGAAGAUAUUUUGGCUGGUAAGCUUAAAUCUGGACCUGAAAUUAAGGCUGCCUUGAAGAAGAGUGUUCUUGAGUUUCUAACAAAGAAAGGAAGUAAGACAGAACUUCAGCUGGGAUUUAGGAAGCCUGCUGUAAUCAUGAUAGUUGGUGUAAAUGGAGGUGGAAAAACAACUUCUCUUGGCAAGUUGGCUCAUAGAUUGAAGAAAGAAGGAGCUAAGAUACUACUAGCAGCCGGUGAUACAUUUCGUGCUGCUGCAAGUGAUCAGCUUGAGAUAUGGGCUGAACGAACAGGUUGUGACAUUGUCGUAGCAGAGAAAGAGAAGGCCAAAGCAGCAUCAGUUCUUUCGCAGGCUGUUAAAAGAGGGAAAGAAGGCGGAUUUGAUAUUGUCCUAUGUGACACAUCUGGCCGUCUUCAUACUAAUUACAGUCUCAUGGAGGAAUUGAUAGCUUGUAAAAAAGCUGUGGGUAAAGUAGUUUCUGGUGCUCCUAAUGAGAUUCUGCUUGUUUUGGAUGGAACAACUGGUUUAAAUAUGCUUCCUCAGGCCAGGGAGUUCAACGAAGUUGUUGGAAUUACUGGAUUGAUCUUGACAAAACUUGACGGUUCCGCAAGAGGUGGUUGUGUGGUCAGCGUGGUAGAUGAGCUCGCUAUUCCUGUGAAAUUUGUGGGUGUUGGGGAGGGCCUGGAAGACCUUCAGCCUUUUGACGCCGAAGCCUUUGUUGAUGCCAUAUUCUCAUAAUGUGUAACUGGUGAGAGGUUUUGUACGUACGUUCACAGAACAAAAUGAAUUCAAAGUCAAGGAGCUGACGCUAAAGGAUUGAUCACCAUGAUGGCAUCUUUAAAGAGUUUGGGAGAUUGAAGCUUGCCAAUGAACAACCCUCAGCCAGAGUACAUAUCUCAGCGUUAUCCUUGGUUUGCAUCAUUCAAAGAGCUAUUCUGUGUGCUCGUCUAGUCCAUCCUUACCAACCUCUAAGGAGGCCUAGGUAUAGGCAAAAUUGUACAAGGUGCAUACCUUAUGAAGAUAUGAUAUAUCAUAUAUGAGCUACUUUCUUAGUUGGAGAUAUUUGUGGGGUACAUUCUUGAAAUGUAUCAACAUAACAUGUACUUUUGUUGUAUUGAGUAAUGCUCUAAUGAAGAUACAUUUUGUGGAUACUUUGGAGUGUAAAUUAAAAGUUGCAAUAUUUCCUCGA
Messenger RNA from Spinacia oleracea (spinach), 1688 nucleotides. RefSeq names its product cell division protein FtsY homolog, chloroplastic. Bases 134 to 1237 code for a protein of 367 amino acids. NCBI's taxonomy places the organism in Eukaryota, Viridiplantae, Streptophyta, Magnoliopsida, Caryophyllales, Amaranthaceae. The record is from RefSeq and is a predicted model, not a curated record. Gene Ontology annotation, biological process: SRP-dependent cotranslational protein targeting to membrane. Gene Ontology annotation, molecular function: signal recognition particle binding; ATP hydrolysis activity; GTPase activity. The transcript is spliced from 12 exons. Gene Ontology annotation, cellular component: membrane.